Histoplasma mississippiense is the source of this 2160-nucleotide messenger RNA. RefSeq lists its product as hypothetical. The record is from RefSeq and is a predicted model, not a curated record. NCBI's taxonomy places the organism in Eukaryota, Fungi, Ascomycota, Eurotiomycetes, Onygenales, Ajellomycetaceae. The transcript has a single exon. Bases 1 to 2160 code for a protein of 719 amino acids.
AUGCGAUGGAUAUGCUUGGGCGUGUUUAUGAGCUUGCUGUUGUUCAUCGCGUUUCUAUUCCGGUUCACUAUCACCGGUUCCUCAUUUAGGCCUGUGCAGGUAGACUCGCUCGGACAGAAGCCAUUGCCGCCCUUGUGGGAAAGUUUCCCCUUUCUGAUGAGAUAUUAUGGUGGGAUAAAGACACUUGUAUCCAGGCAGGAUAAUGUCCCCGAAUAUCCGGGUGAUGGGAUGGCGGAGAAGAUUGUGGAUUCUCCAGCAGAUGCUACAAAGGGGAAUGAGAAGUCUGGCAAGAGAUCUGGGGCGAUGAAAAGCUUGAUCUUCAAUCCUUACCCUGAUUAUACGUCUGAAAGCUAUAUUGAGAAGUAUGGCGUCAAGAAUGACUGCUUUUUGGAUCCUGAUAAGAAAACGUCGAUUCCACCCGUACGCCAUUUCUCCGGAAUUCCUAAAGGCUUCCCUGAUGCUGUCUUGGGAUCUAAUAAGCUGUUGGGAAUAAAUGAUGAUGUUUGCUUUGAAAGAUUUGGUCGUCUUGGGCCGUAUGGCCUAGGCUAUGGCAUUGCUGCGGGGGGCACGGGUGGUGGUCUUGAAGGUGACAGAUCCGGGAUAGAUGAGGUGUGGCAUGAAAUCCCUAGCGUUGAUUUCCGGACCGUUAAAUGGGCCGAAGCGCAAGAGCGCUGUGCUGCAGCAAACAGUCAUCGAUUCCCUAAACUCGGACCUCCAAGGAUAGAUCGCUUCGCGGUUAUGCAAGCCGGCGCAUCGGCCGCCAGAGACCAGGCCACGGGGAGUUCCCCGCCGGGAGACAACAAGGAUUCUGCAAGUGCUAUUGCUGCCAAUAGCACAUCAACUCUUCCACGAUCUGCUCUUAUCAUCCGAACCUGGAGUGACUAUAACUAUAAUGAGGAAUCGAUUAUGAAUCUUCGUUCACUAAUCUCGGAAGUAUCAUUGCUGUCUGGAGGAGAAUAUACUGUUAUUUUCCUUAUCCAGGUAAAAGAUGACAACUUGCAAAUAUGGUCCGACAAUGAGACUUACAAUCGCGUGCUGGAGAACGCCCUCCCUCCAGAAUUCCGCGGAAUGGGCAUAUUGUGGUCGGAAAGACAAAUGGGGCUGUUGUAUGGCGGCCUGGAAGAGACAUUUGCACGAGACCUUCCCGUCCAUGGUGUCUAUAGGAGCAGCUUCAUGCCUGUCCAAUACUUUUCCCACCAGCACCCGGAAUACGAUUUCAUCUGGAAUUGGGAAAUGGAUGCCCGGUACACGGGCCACUGGUAUCACUUAUUCAAUCAAGUGAGUAAGUGGGCGAAACAACAACCACGUAAGGGCCUCUGGGAACGUAGUUCACGAUUCUACAUUCCAUCCGUUCACGGAUCUUGGGAAGACUUCCGUCAAAUGGUCCGUGUGCAAACCGAGAUUGGAACGGGCAGCCCCAAUAACAUAUGGGCGACUCCUCUUGACAAGAAGCGGCAAUCAGAGUUCAAAGGCGAGAAGCCAAUCUGGGGCCCGCAGCGACCACACGAACAGGACAUUUUAGAGACCGACGGUGAAGGCAUACCCCCUACCACCUACGAAAAUGACAGAUACGAGUGGGGUGUUGGCGAGGAUGCCGAUUUGAUUGUAUUUAACCCUAUUUUCGACCCCGAAGGCACCACUUGGCUCCUUCGCGACGAUGUGACUGGAUUUAACAAGACAGAGGGUUUGCCCCCGCGUCGCGCUGCUAUCAUCACCGCCUCGCGAUUAUCACGAAAACUCCUCGCCACAAUGCACCGUGAGACAAGCAUGAAACGCCACACGAUGUUUUCGGAAAUGUGGCCCGCCACAACGGCUCUCCAUCACGGCCUGAAAGCCGUUUACGCACCUCACUCUGCAUACAUCGACCGCCAGUGGCCUAUCAAGUAUCUUGAAUCAACGUUCAAUGCGGGCCGCAAUGGCGCGACCGGAGCAUCCAAAAUAUCUGUCUUUGGCGACCGGGAACACAAUUUCAGAGGCACAACAUGGUAUUAUUCUGCAGGCCAUUCGUCGAAUCUCUGGCGUCGCUGGUUUGGAUAUAAAGUCGAUGGCGUCGGUGGAGAGGAAUACGAACUUGCGACUGAGGGGAGGAUGUGUUUGCCUCCCAUGUUGUUGCAUCCUAUCAAGGACGUUGAGAUGAUUAUUGAGAGUGUGGAUCGUUGA